This is a messenger RNA of Chara braunii, 775 nucleotides long. Lineage: Eukaryota; Viridiplantae; Streptophyta; Charophyceae; Charales; Characeae. The record is from the annotation of a GenBank genome assembly.
GCGGGGUGCUGCCAUGACAACGGGACAAAGGCAUGCUCGACUGCCAAGCAGGCAUUGAGCUGGAGCCGGUGCACACGGGCACGCGCAAGGGGAUGACGCAAGAGGAGAUUGCCCAACAGGUUGUGCUUAUUACGAUCGGUGCUUCCGCACCGCCCCCUGCCACUGCUGUUUUUGAGCGACGUGGUUACAUUUUCCGUCUGUACCCUAGGGACGAUGACUCUGAUGACGAGCGGAUACCCGAGGCAGCGGAUGACCCUGGGCUCCCCAUUCAUCGUGAGAUCGACGAUUCACACAAGGAUCCCAAGGACGCGGAGACGAGGACAUACACCGCACGGCGGGGGCGGGACUUUGAUGAGAUGGAGAUGAUGGGGGAAAACGAGGAUCGUUGGGGUCCUAUAUCACCAUCGCCCGUUUCGCCACUUCAAAUGCCCGCUAUAGAGGUGGAGACACAGGAGUUGGCAUCCUCCUUGCCUCAACACGGUCCUCUGCACAGAUCUACGGUGAUUCGCUGGUUGAGGUUACCAUCACCUUCCCCGAGGGUUUUGCAGGAGGAGGUUGGACAUCGUGCCACUCCGAAGGACAUGGGGCGGCCAGUCGUACCGGAGGUCGAGGUGACAGCAGCGCCACCGGUGGAGGCGAAGGUAACAGGAGCGGAGGAGGAGGUACAAGCAACGGCGGCGGGGAAGGAGGAGGUGCGAGCUAGAGUUGUUGUGGUGGGAUAGGAGCCGAAUGGUGUGGACGCCGAGGAGCGCCUCGUGCAACAGUUUAUCACCGA